CAAUUCCUACUGGAGCAGAAUUGAGAGAGCGGAAGUGACCCGCCUCAUGAUCACGUGCCGUAGAGCAGAACAGAAGCCUCCAAUCAGCGUGCAGUCGUAUCGCUGCGGCUAACAUCGACCCCGGGAGAUCCUUGAGUUUCCCAACAUGAGUAGCUCAGAGGAAGUGUCGUGGAUUUCUUGGUUUUGUGGUCUACGGGGAAACGAGUUCUUCUGUGAGGUAGAUGAGGACUACAUUCAGGACAAGUUUAAUCUUACGGGACUCAAUGAGCAAGUCCCCCAUUACAGACAAGCCCUUGACAUGAUCCUGGAUCUGGAACCUGAUGAGGAGCUGGAGGAUAACCCCAACCAGAGUGACCUGAUUGAGCAGGCUGCUGAGAUGCUCUAUGGACUGAUCCAUGCGCGCUAUAUCCUCACUAACCGCGGCAUUGCCCAGAUGCUGGAGAAGUAUCAGCAGGGAGAUUUUGGCUAUUGUCCUCGCGUUUACUGUGAGAAUCAGCCGAUGCUGCCUAUUGGGCUCUCUGACAUACCUGGUGAGGCCAUGGUAAAGCUCUACUGCCCUAAGUGUAUGGAUGUGUAUACGCCAAAGUCGUCCAGGCACCAUCACACCGACGGAGCCUAUUUUGGCACUGGCUUCCCCCACAUGCUGUUUAUGGUGCAUCCCGAGUACCGGCCAAAGAGGCCUGCCAACCAGUUUGUGCCCAGGCUCUAUGGUUUCAAGAUUCACCCAAUGGCUUACCAGCUACAGCUGCAGGCAGCCUCCAGCUUCAAGAGUCCCGUCAAAGCGAUCCGCUAAGAACCUGAGCAGGGCGGGAUGGGGUGGGAUGGGGGUGUGUUGUGUGUCCGUCAACAUGGCUUCACUCUUCUCCUACAAUUUUAGAUUCGACUAAGACUAACAUUCAAAUAUGGAGAGAGUGAGACUAUGAAACACUCUGGGGAGAAAUGAAAACCUUGCCUCUGAAAUACUGUACAGAAAAUGGGGGUUUCCUUGUAAAACAAUUUCAGUUCUUAACUUCCACAUAGAAAAUAAAGUUAUAAUUAAAGAUAGAUUCCUGUA
Molecule: messenger RNA, 1054 nt
Organism: Rhinichthys klamathensis goyatoka
Lineage: Eukaryota; Metazoa; Chordata; Actinopteri; Cypriniformes; Leuciscidae
Gene: csnk2b
Product: casein kinase 2, beta polypeptide
Exons: 7
Coding region: 146-793 (215 amino acids)
Cellular component (GO): cytoplasm; protein kinase CK2 complex
Molecular function (GO): protein kinase regulator activity
Source: RefSeq, a predicted model, not a curated record